UUGUUGAGCUGCCGUCGUUUUAACAUCAUUGAAGCAGUCAAGUUCAGGGACGUCAUCUCUGCAGGAGAGUCCGUCGGGAGCCAGUCUGCCGUCGUCUGCGAGAAUCAGUUCUCAUCGGGGAGAAGUCAGUCGCGCAGGCACCGUCGGCGACUGCAGAAAGCGCAACUUCCGAGCUCGGACUUCGAUCCUAACCGACGAUCUCACAGGGUUCUCUCUAAGUGCUGCUAGCAGAGCUCAGCCAGGUUCUAGGAAAUGGAUGCCUGUCAAAUAGACCACAAACUCAUUCCGGAAGCUUCUCGAGAGCGAAUCGAACGAAUUUUAUUCGACGUCGGCCAACUCACGGACAUCGAGAAACUCUAUCUUUAUCUAAGACUGCCAUCCGGGGCGAAGCCCUGUCCGCCUUCCAAUAGCUUCUAUCCUCUUCUAGGGAAAAAAUCACACUCUCAGGUCGGACACACUUACGCUUGGAUCCGGGGCCAUCUCGAAGAGGAUCGCGAUGUGUCAUUGCCAAAACAAGAAGUUUAUAACGAGUACAAGGCGUACUUCGAGGCGCACGCACUAGAAGCUCUGUGCACCGCAGACUUCGGAAAAGUGAUGAAACACGUCUUUCCCGCCGUUAGGGCUCGCAGACUCGGAGAACGAGGUAAAAGUCGAUACUGCUAUUCUGGCCUAUCGAAAAAAAUCAAGUCAGAGCCCCCGUCGUUGGGGGAUAUGGAGCAGGGUGGUUGUGAUCCGAAUCCGCCCUCGAAGAAAAUCUCCCAUCUCAGAAUACUGCUCGAUGAAUUCAGCCCACAAUCCCCGGCACCCGCAGAUGCUAUCCUCGAUUCCGGGGUUUCGUCAGUGGCUACGUCACCUCGCGAGCGACCUGCGAGCGGUCCAGGCGUUUUUGGCUAUUAUUCCACCAGGGACAAGGCUCUCGUCGAUUGCCAGGACUUUGGAUCUCGUAAUCGAAGUCAGAGUGCUCCUAUCGAACAACUCGGCGGUAAUGUGAUCGCGCCCGCCGCGGCUUUGCCUGACGACUUCCUCGCUGGCGGCGGGAUCGAGUUCGAUGAUGUUUUCGGCAACAUGGAUUUAUUGACGAGCCCGCCGGAGUGAAAUUUCGCCCUUCUGUAGAGAAGAGAUCUGACGGCAGCCGAAGCCUGAGAUCAUAUCCUACAUGUUUCGUUUUCGAAGCUCCAUUUCCGACGUCCACGGAAUGAAUGACAGGCGAAUCUUCAGAUUUCGGGAGAGCGAAGAUUUUGCUGUGAGCCCAGAGCUUGGAAAUCGGAGCGACUUUUCUCAACUAUACAUACAGGGGCGGGAACUUCCCACAAACUCAACGCUGACUGUGUUCUAAAGGCGGAGCCUGCGA
Messenger RNA from Galendromus occidentalis (western predatory mite), 1351 nucleotides. Its product is annotated as DNA-binding protein RFX5. The record is from RefSeq and is a predicted model, not a curated record. Gene Ontology annotation, biological process: regulation of transcription by RNA polymerase II. Bases 253 to 1095 code for a protein of 280 amino acids. Gene Ontology annotation, molecular function: RNA polymerase II cis-regulatory region sequence-specific DNA binding; DNA-binding transcription factor activity, RNA polymerase II-specific. The transcript is spliced from 7 exons. NCBI's taxonomy places the organism in Eukaryota, Metazoa, Arthropoda, Arachnida, Mesostigmata, Phytoseiidae.